UGACACUGACAAGAAUUCUAUCUAGAAUCCAGCCUAUGCGUGUGUACUGGAGGUUCCGACCUGAGCCUUAACCGGCCUGUUCUGCCUACCUCAUCUUGCUCAAUGAAAUGGACACUGGAUUAGAACUUUUCAAAAUGGUGCGGGAGACAAGUAAUGCCUUUUGCGCAGAUUGUGGUGAUCCAGGUCCCUUGUGGGCGUCGUGGAAUUUGGGUGUUUUUUUGUGUGUGAGGUGCGCAGCCGUACACCGAAAAAUUGGCACCCACGUUUCCAAGGUGAAAUCCUUACAGCUAGACUCCUGGACCCCAGCGCAAGUACAUAUGAGUCUUAGCAAUAACACACAGAGCAGGAAAAUCUAUGAAGCAACCUUACCCGACAGCUUCAUUCGACCCCAAUCAGACGCAGGGCUGGAGGCAUUUAUCCGGGCAAAGUACGAACAGCGAAAGUUCGUUAGGAAAUCUGUGGAAGAUAAGCAGCCGCCAGACCUGCCUAUCACGUGUCCUUCGGUCAACAACGAAACCCAUCAUAAUGGAGACUUAAUUGAUUUGAACAGUCUUUUGAAUGAGCCCACACAUCCAAAUCCAGCAACCACAAGCACGUCGGAAUUCAGCUCUUCCAUAAUGGCGCUAUACAAACAGUCCGUGCCUGGUGAGUCUUUGUUUUAGUAAACCCGCUUCCAGUGCCUCCCCCUGCACAGGUUUCUCCGCAUUCAGGAUUUUGUCAAUCUCAGUAUUUCAAUCAGAUCACUCAAAAGCUGGCCGAGAUCAAGGCGCAGCAACGGUCGUCUAGUCACAAAUCUUCCGCACCACCACGGAUGUAAACCGCUUGUCUUUCAUCUUUAUGUGAUACGAAAUUCAUCUGGACGCACUCGACUCCUCACUUUUUGCAGUUUUUUUGGAAUCUGUGCUGUUCACCUUAGUUGUUCUAUGACACAUUGUUUGAAUACACUGUUCGACUAUUCCUCACUGUUUGAGAUAAGCUGUUUUCUGCUAUCCUUUUGUGGUUCCAGAACUGUCUCCGAACCUAAACUUUUCUGUUGAUA
Messenger RNA from Opisthorchis viverrini, 1039 nucleotides. RefSeq lists its product as hypothetical. Bases 108 to 662 code for a protein of 184 amino acids. The record is from RefSeq and is a predicted model, not a curated record. Gene Ontology annotation, molecular function: GTPase activator activity; metal ion binding. The transcript is spliced from 5 exons. NCBI's taxonomy places the organism in Eukaryota, Metazoa, Platyhelminthes, Trematoda, Opisthorchiida, Opisthorchiidae.